Anthostomella pinea is the source of this 918-nucleotide messenger RNA. Lineage: Eukaryota; Fungi; Ascomycota; Sordariomycetes; Xylariales; Xylariaceae. The record is from the annotation of a GenBank genome assembly.
AUGGACACGGACACGCAAACGCUCCUCCUCGCGCUCGCCAUCCCGCUGAUCGGCCUGCCGCUGCUCUACACCUACACCGCGUCCGCCACCGCCGCCCGCCUGCCGACCCUGCGCAACAAGCGCAUCUGCCUGCUGAUCGCCCACCCAGACGACGAGGCCAUGUUCUUUGCGCCCACCGUGCUGGCGCUCACGCGACCUGAGACGGGAAACCAUGUCAAGAUCCUGUGUCUGAGCAUUGGCGACGCCGACGGUCUGGGCGAGACACGCAAGCGCGAGCUGGUGCGCAGUGCCAUGUUGCUGGGGUGCAGGCAGGAGGAUGACGUGUUUGUGAUUGACAGUCCCGACUUCCCCGACUCCAUCACCACAGAGUGGGAUCCGACGCGCAUCAGCGCCCUCCUGAGCAGCGCCUUCGCGCCGCACCUCUCGUCGAAAAAGGACAACAGCACCGCGCCGACCGCCCUGAUCGACGCCCUCGUGACCUUCGACGCCUGCGGCGUCUCCUCGCACCCGAACCACAUCUCGCUCUACCACGGCGCCCACGCCUUCGUGCGCGCCCUCGUGCACGACAAGCCCGGCUGGGCCUCGCCCGUCGACCUGUACACCCUGUCCUCGGUCAGCGUGCUGCGCAAGUACGUCGGCUUCCUCGAUAUGUUCGCCACCAUGGUGGCGCUGGCCUGGGCGGCCAUGGCGGCGGGCGGGGGGAAGAAGAAGGGCGCGAAGCGGAAGAGCGACAGGGGCAACCCGGGCGUCCUGGUCAACAUGAGCGCCCUGGUCGGCGGCCGCGAGAGCUAUGGCACGGCGCGCUGCGCCAUGACACAGGCGCACAAGAGCCAGAUGGUGUGGUUCCGGUGGGGGUGGAUCGCGCUCAGUCGGUACAUGGUCAUCAAUGACCUGCGCCUCGAGAAGGUCAAGUCGUGA